Molecule: messenger RNA, 932 nt
Organism: Archocentrus centrarchus (flier cichlid)
Lineage: Eukaryota; Metazoa; Chordata; Actinopteri; Cichliformes; Cichlidae
Exons: 5
Coding region: 1-675 (224 amino acids)
Source: RefSeq, a predicted model, not a curated record
AUGGCCAAAGGCAAAGAGCUGUCAGAGGACAUCAGGGACAAGAUUGUAGAACUGCACAAAGCUUGGGGGCUACAAGCCACCAGCAAGAAGCUUGGUGAGAAGGUGACAGUUGUGUCAGUGCUUAGGAUCCUUCUGGACCCCUGGAACUUGUUCCCAAAAAAGAUGAGAAAGAUGAGGAUAAAGGUGGCUCUCAUUAUGCUGUGCAUGAUAUCAGUGUGUGGAGCUCAGAAAUGGAAACAAGAAACCUCUCGCUGGAACCCUAAAGCAGAACAGACCAGUGGUAGGACAUGCUCCAACCUGACUCAGGUGCUGGACAACUGGAAAUUUGCUAUUCUGACCCAAGUGAAAGACUUGCUGAUUAAUGACCAUGCUUCUGUUCUUCCUGAAUACAACAGAAUCCAGCCUCUUUCAGAUGCUCUGGGAGACCUCUACCGGCAGUUUAACACUCUAAAGGAAGAGCUGGGGAAGUUCACCACAAAGCUCGACAGAGUGGAGGUUUUUGUGGACGAGCUCAAGGACGGCAGAUACGCUCUGCCUCAGCGACCUGCACAUAGCGGCCUACACAGCUUUGGUCUUAGGUCUCCUCUGCGUGCACAGAUGAGGGCUCGUGAGAAGAGGAUAAUCACUAGGCCGAGACUCAGAAGAGCAAGGAGGAGAGGACCACAAAGAUCUUAAACCUGUUGGCUUUUUCUUUGCAAUUAAUACAGAUUUAUUCCAAAAAUGUUUAUAUAUUUUUCAGAUGAAGAUGACUAUUUUAUAUUAUUUCUUUGAUGAUUAUGGUGUGAUUAAAAAAUAAGAUGAAUAAAAUUACUUUAGUGAAGCAUUGAUAAAACAAAUUAUGUUCACUUAUUUGUACAAAGUCACAACAAACCACAAGGUGGCAGCAUUUAUCAGAUUAUCUUCACUGUAUCUUCUGUUUUACACGCAUCAAC